AUGUCGUCAGAACGGUCGGAAAAGGAUGUUUUUGACCUCUUAGCACAUGCUACCUCGGAUGUCACUGGAUUCCACAAGCAGGCCCAGUUGCUGACCGUCGGUCCGCAGUCCGAGGCGCCUGAUCUGUUCUUACUGGAGGUAACACCUGCAAUGGCCGACCAGCUGCUCACCUCUGGGCCAACUUUUGACUUCUGCUUCAAAUCCUUCAAAGACUCCUCACAGCCACAGACAGCCUAUCUUUGCUCUGAGGACAAAACUUUCAAACUUUUGGAAGCUGAAACCUCAAAUUCCCUUCUGAUUGUCCCUAAGCUCUGGAUUCCAACUAAGAAGGACAGCGAAAAUCCCCCGGGGGAGCCUUUUGUCACGAAAACGGAAAUAGCUGGAAUUAAGUCCUGUUACUUGGAAACUGUGGCAGUGAGGGCACCUCCUUUGAGGCAACUGAAACAGCUUCUUAUAAAAUCAUCGUUUGCUGGACACAUCGAGGAGGACGACCGGGAUGAUUCUAGUCCCACACAGUUUUAUUCCUUUCAAGAGCUACUGGAAAACGUCCCUUGCAGCAAAACCGAACUCAUUGCAGCACUAGACCGGCUAAACGUCAUGGUUUGGGAAGGAAAGUGCCGCAUAUUUGAAGUCGAAUAUCUGAAUGCUGUAAUUCAGGCUAUCUUCGAUCUAACCGACGAAAACGCCUGGAAUUGGUCUAAGGACGGUUUACCAGCAGCCGCCGUCGUGCUAGGCCUCGAAAAGCUCUACCCCGCCUCGGUGACGCGCCAGGUCUUCCAUCGUUUCUUUUACCGCCGCCAGGGAAGAUCAGCCACUGUUGCCGCUGGCCACGUCUUCCCACGUAUCGGAAAGAUUUGCCAACUCGUGGGCGAGCAUCUGCUCGCCGUGACUACCAAAUUUGCUCUGCAGGAUUUCUUCUCCGUGUGGUGUGCUGCAGUGCCACGCGGCAUGCGUCCACGUCUGCGUCAGCAUCUCACUUGUGUCGGCCGGGCGGUGUGCGAGUCUCAUUUGGUGCUUGCUCCUGCAGGUAGCUCAAACAACUCCGUUACCACUGCCACAGAUAAAGCUGCCCACAGAGGACAAAGUAUCUCCCUCCUGCGCUCGGAAGAUUUGCCAGAUGAGUCGGUGGAGGCACGUCUGGAGGCCCUAUUUGCCCGUCAGGCUGUCUGGCCGGAAGCGGAGCUUGCUGGCUACAUUGCCGACCUAGUGGUCGGCGCGGCACAGUCAGAGGACUGCCGCGGUGAGUUCGUCUUUGAGAGGAGAGUUGAAGAGGAGCUGAUCGUGCUGUCUGAUUCGGAGGACGAUGCUGAACUCGAGUCAAUCGACCUUAACGUUGUGGAUCUGUCGAAUGAUGCACGCGUGCCCCUAGAGUUUGAUAAUCCUAAACCGAUUUCGGCCACCCUUGGAACACUAUUGUCGCAUCUUUGUCGGGCUAGCGGUACAGCUGGUGCUCGAGUCUAUACAGAGAAGUACCCAAGAAAGUAA
Dibothriocephalus latus is the source of this 1485-nucleotide messenger RNA. Lineage: Eukaryota; Metazoa; Platyhelminthes; Cestoda; Diphyllobothriidea; Diphyllobothriidae. The record is from the annotation of a GenBank genome assembly.